CAAAACAGCCCAGUUCACCCAGAGAGAGACUUUAUUAUAGGGGGGUUUAAUCCCAUUGGGUUUGGACGGACUGGGACCAGCCAGGCUCUAUUGGCCCUUAGUGCUGCUACGCGCCUCUGAGCACGUCCAGGAGUGUGUGAGGGACUGGACUAACAGAAUUACGCAAGCUUCCCAUUAUAAACACGCACACACACAUACACGCAUACAUACACACCAUGUCUGACGGUGCUGCUCCUACAGAUAACAACAACGGAGAGCCUGGAUUAAACGGCUCGUGGGUGGAGUUGGAGAUGAACAGAAGCUCAGGUGGCUCUCAGGCCUCGUCCAUCAGCCUGGCGACGCCACCGUUAGCCCAGGUGGUCGAGGAGGACGACGGCAUUGCAGGCGGACUGGAGCACGUCCCCUCCUCGUCCUCCAUCCAUAACGGAGACAUGGAGAAGAUCCUGCUGGACGCUCAGCACGAGUCCAGCCGCAGCAACUCCUCUUGUGACAGCCCCCCUCGCCCCCACAGUCCUCAGGAUGAAGGACAGAUCAGCUUUGACGUGGACAGAGGAGAAACCCAGGAGGUGCUGGAGAAGAUGAGGGAUGAUGAUAUUCUAAUGAAGGACUCAGACUGGGUUGCCGAUUGGUCCAGCAGACCAGAGAACGUCCCGCCCAAAGAAUUCCAUUUCCGUCACCCCCGGCGAUCCGUGACCCUCAGCAUGAGGAAAACCGGAGUGAUGAAGAAAGGAGGAAUCUUCUCAGCCGAGUUUCUGAGAGUGUUCAUCCCCUCGCUGCUGCUUUCACACAUACUGGCCCUGGGGCUCGGGGUCUACAUUGGGAAGAGGCUGACCACGCCCCCUGCCAGCUCCUUUUGAGCACCAGAACUGAUGCAGUGCCUCAGCCCGUGUGGAUUCAGGGGGAACGGUGCAGUUUGUACGCGGAAAUGAAAUCGUACCCUCCAGCUCGCCCCGCGAUCCUCCCUUCUUUUAUUUUCUUUUCUUCUUUCCUUUCUUCUUUUAUCUUCUCACCCUCCCCCAUGUUUAACAGUACAGUACAUUGGUGUACCUCCUUGGCUUGGCUUGGCUGUUCCUGAAAGCUGUGUUUAGCCGGAAUGUGCCGUAUUGUUGAUGGCGAUUCAGUUUCCCACUUAUAUUUCCUGUGUUUCCUCUUUCUUCCUCUUUCUUCCUCUUUCUCCUCUUCCUCUCUGAUAGUCUUUCUUCUUCUUACUUUCUGAUUCUUUAAUUGUUGGUUUUCUUGAGCGAUAGUUGUUCUGCUUCCUUCGUGGUCCUAAAUAGAUUAGUCGUUUUAGACAUUUGGGGGUGUAAUGAGGGGGGAAAGGGGCGGGGCAGAGAACAACCAAAUCCAUGAGAGACUUUUAUUUUUCAGAAGUUGUGGUUUUUAAAGAAUGUGACCCAAAAACCCACAAUAAUGCCCCAUAUGAAGGGAUCAACCCACUCCUAGUGAGAGUAAAUACAGCAGCACGCCUGAAUAGUAGAGCUUACUUUGAUGAGCGGAGAGUUAUAUGGAAAAUGAUUUCAACAUUUGAUAAUUUUGUUGAUUUAUAGGCAUUUUAAGUUAUACUGUGCUUCGCUAAUUGAUUGAUGUAUUGGUUUAUUGAUUGAUUGAUUGAUUGAUUGAUUGGUCAAGACUUGUGUUGUGUAUGUGUUCAAAGUUUGGACUUGCCAUAGAUUUCCAUACCCAGCCGAAACACAGACCUGGACUUUUAAUACAUUCUAAAAAUAAUAAAAAAUGUAAUAAUACUCUUAAAAAAAAUGUAUUUAGUUUAUCAGCGUAAGCGCGAGACCUGUUACAUUUAAACUGAUAUUUAAUGUUUUUUAUGAUGUAUUUAAUAGGGAUGCACUGACUUUAACUUAAAAUUACCUACAUUUACUGAAUUAUAGAGAUGUUCAUAUCCAAAAUCCCAAAAAAUUACAUCCAAAGAUGUCAGAAUUUUAUAAAAGCUAUAAAGGUUUUGCCGUUUCUGCCUUGUUUUACUGGUUUUGAGCGUUCCAUAGAAAGAAAGAUAAGAGCUGGCUUCUGCUGGAAACCCUUUCAGAACAUAUUUAAAUUUACAUUUACAUUUUUAUCACUGAUAAAAUAUGAUUAAAAAAAGAACUCAUAUUAAAUAUUGUUAAAUAGCAGAAUUUUACUCAAUAAUUAUCUUUUGAUAAGUCAGUGGCUGGUCUACUCAUUUAUAAGGGGGUGGGGUAAUAGAAUGACUGCUUUAGCUGGUCUUUCUCUUUCUACCAUAUAAGGAAAAUCAGGAACUUAUUACAGGCUUCUAAUUUCAAAAUAAAAUCCUGAGCCCAAAAAACAAAUAACAGAUAACACAAUUCAAUUCAACAAUAGUGUCUGAUCUUUGUCAAGCAUCGACUAAUAUAUAGAUAAAAUAAAUAGGUGUAUUGAUAUCGAAACUUAAAAAAGGCAGAUUGGUGCAUCCCUAGUAUUUAUAUAAAACCGAAUGUUAAGCAGAACCUGGAUACAUUUGGUAUGGAAUGGGGUCUAUGGGACCUUUUGUAUGUAAGAAAGACUGUUGUUUGUGUGUAUUGUUGUGUUUGUCUAUGUUUUUGUCUAUUGUUCAUGUCUGUUUUGUUAUUUUGCUCAUCCUUAUGUGUUGCUUUAACUGCAUAUCAGGCUUGUGUGAAGCGUUUUUAUUUUUUUCUAACAGUUUUUUUCUUUAUUUUUCCUUAUUCAUAACAUCUGUAACCCUGUUCACACCUGGUAUUAACACCUGAUUUUGGGUGAUCUGACCAUAAGUGUCGAGCACAAAGUGUGAACAAGAUACAGUGUAUCGUAAGGACCCAAUCAUUGAAACCGAUCAUAUUCGGAGGUGAUCAAAGACGCAUACGACUAAAUUAUUAUUAUUAUUAUUAUUAUUAUUAUUAUUAUUAUUAUAACUACUGUGAAAUUAAAUCAAAGUGUACCUGACAGUGAAGCCCCGCCCACAUUAACUGUGUCACCGACCCUGCAGAAACAUAUGUAAUAACCGCAACAGCGAGAACAGGCCAUCCACUGUCCGGAGGGGUUAGCUUAGCACACUACUGCAAAUAAAACAAGCUUUUAGAUAAAGAUAAUACCUGCCUUCUCCGGUGGAAAUGAUCUGAUCAGAAAUCUCAAUUCAAACUUUAAAAAAAAAAUCAACCCCCAGGAUGUUGUAUCAUCAGAAUUAAUAAGAUGGUAUAUAUAUUACUUGUUUUACUAAUAAAUCUCUGGAACUAUGAGUUUCUUUGAUUUUACCAAAUUAAAAGGAAUAUGGAUGAUCACAAGCCAUCAAACCAAACUGAACUGCUUGAAUUUUUGCACCAGGAGUAAAGCAGCAUAAAGUUAUCCAAAAGCAGUGUGUAAGACUGGUGGAGGAGAACAUGAUGCCAAGAUGCACAAACUGUGAUUAAAAACCAAAGUUAUUCCAGCAAAUAUUGAUUUCUGAACUCUUAAAACUUUGUGAAUAUGAACUUGUUUUCUUUGCAUUACUUGAGGUCUGAAAGAUCUGCAUCUUUUUUUUUGUUAUUUUAGCCAUUUCUCAUUUUCUACAAAUAAAUGCUCUAAAUUGACAAUAGAAUAAAAGAAAAAAAAAAACCAACAAUGUUAAUUUUACUCAAAUAUAAACCUAUAAAUAGCAAACUAAAGUGCUCUUUCCAGAGCUGUUUAUUAAAGAAUGUCACAUGUCACAUGACUUCAGAAUUAACAUACUGCUGUCCGAUGAUUUUUGGCAUGUCUGUGUAAUUACCCAGAAUUUCUUUUGCUGAUGCUAAAAACGCUUCAUUCACAGCCCCCUGUGCCUGACCACACCUUUUGAUAAUCCCACUGCUUUGAUGUUUCAGACCUUUGAUGUCUGUCUCUGUUUUGUCUAUCUGUGUUUUGACAGUAUUUAAUGUACCGCAUAUCGUUUUAUUUGGUUUAAUUUGAUUCGUGUUUUUUACUCUUUAUGGAAACCUGAGACGUGUGAUUGGACAGAUCUGAGCGAGUGAUGAUGUAAUGACGUAAAGAUGUACGACGGGCUUCGUAGAAAAGAACGAAGAGGGGUUUAAGUUUAAGAUCUUUAAGUUUUGCGUUAUGCUUUUUAGGUGCUUUUUAAGUGGUGGUGCCACAGUAUAGGGGAACAGGACAGAGAGCUGCUGUGGAAAUGGCGCCACCUAGAGCCUGAAACAACCUCAGACGAUGUAAAAUAAAUAAAUGAAUAAAUACAUAAAAAGCAUUCAUUGUAAUAGUUUGUCAAUAAAACUUUUUUUUUUUUUUUUUCGUAUUUUCCCCUGGACAUUUACGAUUGUUUUGACAUUAAAGUUUAAAGAACAACCUGCAA
This is a messenger RNA of Astyanax mexicanus (Mexican tetra), 4282 nucleotides long. It is a transcript of the gene bnip3lb, whose product is annotated as BCL2 interacting protein 3 like b. Gene Ontology annotation, biological process: defense response to virus; mitochondrial outer membrane permeabilization; positive regulation of apoptotic process. Gene Ontology annotation, cellular component: nucleus; mitochondrial envelope; mitochondrial outer membrane. Lineage: Eukaryota; Metazoa; Chordata; Actinopteri; Characiformes; Acestrorhamphidae. The record is from RefSeq and is a predicted model, not a curated record. Bases 216 to 857 code for a protein of 213 amino acids. The transcript has 6 exons.